AUGGCUCGUGGCGUGGAGGCGCUGGACCUGCAGGUGUGGAGCAGAGCCUCGGGUCCGUCCCGGGGGCCUCAGUGCAGAGAUGCAAUGGCUCAUCUUGAUUCUGAGGUGACAGAAGAAUGUCUGAGAGAAGACCUGAAGUUUUACUUCAUGAACCCUUGUGAAAAAUUCCGAGCCAGACAACAGAUUCCGUGGAAAAUGGGUUUGCAGAUUUUGAAGAUAGUCAUGGUCACCACACAGCUUGUUCGUUUUGGUUUAAGUAACCAGCUGGUGGUUGCUUUCAAAGAAGAAAACACUGUUGCUUUUAAGCACUUGUUUUUGAAAGGAUAUUCCGGUGUAGAUGAAGAUGAAUACAGCUGCAGUGUAUAUACUCAAGAAGACACCUAUGAGAGCAUCUUUUUUGCUAUUAGUCAGUUUCAUCGGCUAAGGAAUUUAUCUCUGGGGACCCUUGGUUAUGGAGAAAAUGAAGACAACAGAAUUGGAUUAAAAGUCUGUAAGCAGCAUUACAAGAAAGGGACCAUGUUUCCUUCUAAUGAGACGCUAAAUAUUGACAGCGACAUUGAAAUAGACUGCAUUCACCUAGACCUCCAGACCCUCUCCAAGAACCCUCAGGACUGGAAGAACUCAUCAUUCUUCAGACUGGCAUUUUAUCGCCUCUUGCAAGUUGAAAUCUCCUUUCAUCUCAAAGGCAUUGACCUGCAGACGAUUCACUCCCGAGAGCUACCAGACUGUUACAUCUUUCAGAAUACGAUUAUCUUUGACAAUAAAGCUCACAGUGGCAAAAUCAAAAUCUACUUCAACAUUGACGCUAACAUCGAGGAAUGUAAAGACUUGAACAUCUCCGGAUCUAUUCAGAAAAAUACUCAGUAUGUCCUGGUGUUUGAUGCAUUUGUCAUUGUGAUUUGCUUGGCAUCUCUUAUUCUGUGCACAAGAUCCAUUGUUCUUGGUCUAAGGUUACGAAAGAGAUUCUUAAAUUUCUUCCUGGAGAAGUACAAGCGAUGUGUGUGUAACGCUGACCAAUGGGAGUUCAUCAACAGAUGGUAUAUCCUGGUGAUUAUCAGCGACCUAAUGACAAUAAUUGGAUCCGUAUUAAAAAUGGAAAUUAAAGCCAAGAAUCUCACAAAUUACGAUCUGUGCAGCAUUUUGCUUGGAACAUCUACGCUCUUUGUCUGGCUUGGCGUCAUCAGAUACUUGGGUUACUUCCAAGCAUAUAAUGUGCUCAUUUUAACAAUGCAAGCCUCACUGCCAAAAGUUCUUCGCUUCUGCGCGUGUGCCGGUAUGAUCUAUCUGGGUUACACCUUCUGCGGCUGGAUUGUCUUAGGACCAUAUCAUGAUAAGUUUGAAAAUCUGAACACAGUUGCUGAGUGUUUGUUUUCUCUGGUCAACGGUGAUGACAUGUAUGCGACCUUUGCUCACAUCCAGCAGAAGAGCCUCUUGGUGUGGCUGUUCAGUCGCCUGUAUUUAUAUUCCUUCAUCAGUCUUUUCAUAUAUAUGAUCCUCAGCCUUUUCAUUGCAAUUAUUACAGAUUCUUAUGACACCAUUAAGAAAUACCAACAGAAUGGGUUUCCUGCCACAGAUCUUCAGGAAUUCCUGAAGGAGUGUGGUAGCAAAGAGAAGUGUCAAAAAGAGUCAUCAGCCUUCCUGUCCUGCAUCUGCUGUCUGAGGAGGAAUGGAAGCGAUGACCACUUGAUACUUAUUAACUAA
Mesoplodon densirostris (Blainville's beaked whale) is the source of this 1701-nucleotide messenger RNA. It is a transcript of the gene MCOLN2, whose product is annotated as mucolipin TRP cation channel 2. NCBI's taxonomy places the organism in Eukaryota, Metazoa, Chordata, Mammalia, Artiodactyla, Ziphiidae. The coding region runs from base 1 to 1701 and encodes 566 amino acids. The transcript is spliced from 14 exons. The record is from RefSeq and is a predicted model, not a curated record. Gene Ontology annotation, molecular function: NAADP-sensitive calcium-release channel activity. Gene Ontology annotation, cellular component: plasma membrane; lysosomal membrane.